Molecule: messenger RNA, 6030 nt
Organism: Oryzias melastigma (Indian medaka)
Lineage: Eukaryota; Metazoa; Chordata; Actinopteri; Beloniformes; Adrianichthyidae
Gene: tie1
Product: tyrosine kinase with immunoglobulin-like and EGF-like domains 1
Exons: 23
Coding region: 350-3463 (1037 amino acids)
Biological process (GO): multicellular organism development; cell surface receptor protein tyrosine kinase signaling pathway; positive regulation of kinase activity
Cellular component (GO): signaling receptor complex
Molecular function (GO): ATP binding; transmembrane receptor protein tyrosine kinase activity; protein binding
Source: RefSeq, a predicted model, not a curated record
AUGCAUGUGCAAUUUUCAGUGGAGUGGAACAAACAGAGACUAAGUUAAAACCCAUCAGCGCAUUAAAAGGAUCGGGGAGGUCCAGCGCGCCACCAGUCCGCCGCUGUCUGGCGACGCUCUUCCUUCCUUUCCCACCCUAAAGAGGCAGAGCUUUCCCGCUGCUGGAACUGCGAGCGGCAGCACAGAGACACAGUCACUUUUCCAGCCAUACCUUGAUUUGGAGCAGAUUUGACACCUGGACGGGAGCUUUGGAGUAUGCGUAAAAAGGCGCAGCGCCGUGACGCAGCGCCAGCGCUUCGGAUGUAGACUUCAGCAGAGAGCGAGUUUGCGGUCAUCCAUUCAAACAACGAUGUUUGUGGACGUCAUGACGAUUCUGAUGGUGUUUGUGUUUUGUCUUUUUCAGUUAUCAGAUGCUGUGAUCGACUUGACCAUGAUCUCCACCGCGGAGGUCGUUCGCGUCAACCACUUCACCAUCUCCUGCAUAAAUGGAGAGCACAGCUCUGCCCAGGUCAAGCUGGACAUCAAGAGGGACAACAAGAUCCUCAUUUUGUCCAAAGAGCCGAGUUUCAAAGUACACAAGCAGAACAACAAGCACGUGGUUGCCAGAGAUUUCCGGGAACUGGACAAUAUUGGCAUCUUCUAUUGUGAAUCCACCCAAAGCAAUCCUCCACUCGAGAAAGUCACCAUGAUCAACAACUUUGGCACAACUAAUUUUGUUCCGACAUCCCUUACAAUGACUGUAAACAAAGGAGAGACGGUUCACCUAAACAUGCAGCUCCUCAGCUCUGAAAAGAGAGAUGUGACUUGGAAGUACAAUGGAAAUUACUAUUACAUGACUCACUGGAAUGAUGUGGUCAAUCGCACCGCAACACUGACCGUGGACAAUGCUGCGUUCGCCAAUCAAGGCAUCUACAGCGCCAGCUACGUCGGGGACAGUCCUCUGCAUGGUGCCUGGAUGAGGCUCAUUGUCAGAGAUUGUCCCAGUAAGAAGUGGGGUUCUUACUGUGAGAGGGAUUGUCCCGACUGUCUCAACGGUGGAAUUUGUCACGAUGCAGAAGGAGACUGUGUGUGUCCUCCAGGGUUCAUGGGAUCACGCUGUGAGACAGCCUGCAGGGAAGGAAUGUUUGGUCAAAACUGCCAGGAGUCCUGCCGGUCUGACUCAAGCAAUAACUGCAAAGGCCUUCGUUUCUGCCUACCAGACCCAUACGGCUGCUCCUGCGCCAGCGGCUGGUUUGGACACCGCUGUGAAAAAGCCUGUCCGAAUGACAGAUAUGGACCAGACUGCAGGCUGAGUUGUAAAUGCCAGAACGGAGGGAUCUGCAGUCGUUUCAGUGGUUGUCAGUGUCUGGCCGGAUGGCGAGGGCAGAACUGUGAGAAGUCAGACCGAGCUCCUCAGAUUCUAGGUUUGGAUUCUGUCCCGGAGUGGAAUCUGAACUCCAGCCCCAAGAUCUCUUGUUCGGCCACAGGCAACCCGCCGCCCAGCCACAACAGCAUUGAGCUGCGUCGAUCGGACAACAUCGUGCUCAAGCCAACAAGAACUACAAUGGACUCCAACAAGAGCAUAGCCUUGUUUGAAAUCCCUCACCUGAGUGCCAAGGAGGAAGGCCUGUGGGAGUGUAGGGUCUCCACCAAUGGGGGUCAAGACUCACUGAAGUUCAAUCUCACCAUAAAAGAGCCCCCAGUUCCUGUUGGUCCUCCCAAACUGUUAAAGAGGGGGAGUAAGCAGCUGCUGGUCAUGCCAGCAACAUCCCACAAAGGAGAUGGUCCCAUCAUCUCAACAAGAGUUCUUUACAAACCGGACGCCAAUGGAGACUCUUGGUCCUCAGUCAUAGUCUAUAACAAAGAGCCCAUCACGCUGAUGAAUCUGGAGCCUUCCACAAAGUACCGCGUUCGGGUCCAGCUGAGUCGUCCUGGGGCUGGAGGAGAGGGGGCUGCGGGGCCAGAGGAAACCAUGGAGACCGACUGUCCCGGACCGUCGUCCCCACGCAACGUCGAAGCUCUGCCCCUCUCCAUGUCCUCCAUCCAGGUGAAGUGGCUUCCCCCUGAGAACCCAAACGGAGGCAUCGUCAAAUACAUCAUCGAGUACCAGUCCGUUGGUCAGGGAAGUCCUCACCCCUGGGUGGAUACAGAUGAUGGAAACAGGACCACCAAAGAUGUGAUCGCCCUAAACAGCAGCACGGUUUACCAAUUUAGAGUGAGGGCGUUCUCCAAAGUGCCUGGAGAGUGGAGCAAGUUUGUUAAAGCAGAAACUCCAGAGGAUGACUCCGAGAAUUCAAUUCCCACCACCCAGGGUGUUGCUGGUAAGCCUGCUGGAGACGGUUAUCAGCUGCUGUUGGCAGUGGUGGGUUCGGUGACUGUCACCUCCGUGGUCAUAUUGCUGGUACUGCUAGCGCUGUUCUUCAUCAGGAAAACCCUGGUCAAUCGCCGGCGGACGUUUACCUACCAAUCAGGAUCGGGAGAAGAAACUAUCUUGCAGUUUAACUCAGGAACUCUGACCCUCUCCAGAAGGCCUAAGCCGACGCCAGAACCUCUCACCUACCCAAUUCUUGAGUGGGAGGACAUCAAAUUUGAAGACGUCAUCGGGGAGGGCAAUUUUGGCCAAGUCAUCAAAGCCAUGAUUAAAAAAGAUGGCAGCAAAAUAAGUGCAGCAAUCAAGAUGCUGAAGGAGUUUGCUUCAGAGAAUGACCACAGAGACUUUGCAGGAGAGCUGGAGGUGCUUUGCAAACUAGGACAUCAUCCCAACAUCAUUAAUUUGAUUGGAGCUUGUGAAAACAGAGGCUAUCUGUACAUCGCUAUAGAAUACGCUCCCUAUGGUAACCUGCUUGAUUUUCUAAGGAAGAGCAGAGUGCUGGAGACUGACCCCGCCUUUGCCAAAGAGCACGGGACAGCGUCCACACUCACAUCUCAGCAGCUUCUGCAGUUUGCUGUGGACGUAGCCACUGGGAUGCAUUACCUCAGUGAUAAACAGUUCAUCCACAGGGAUUUGGCGGCAAGGAAUGUUCUCGUGGGGGACAACCUUGUGGCAAAGAUAGCAGAUUUUGGUCUGUCCCGCGGUGAGGAAGUUUAUGUCAAGAAGACAAUGGGCAGGCUGCCAGUACGCUGGAUGGCCAUCGAAUCCCUAAACUACAGUGUCUACACAACCAAGAGUGAUGUGUGGUCUUUUGGUGUUCUUCUGUGGGAAAUUGUAAGCUUAGGUGGCACACCAUACUGUGGGAUGACCUGUGCUGAGCUCUAUGAAAAACUGCCACAGGGUUACAGAAUGGAGAAACCCAAAAACUGUGACGAUGAGGUCUAUGAGCUAAUGAAGCAAUGCUGGAGGGAUCGUCCUUAUGAGAGACCCCCGUUUUCCCAAAUCUCCCUCCAACUCAGCAGGAUGCAGGAAGCAAGAAAGGCGUAUGUGAACAUGGCUUUGUUUGAGAACUUCACCUAUGCUGGAAUAGAUGCCACAGCGGAGAAGGCCUGACUACCAGCCCCCCCAGACCCUCGCAUCCCACAUAGCUCCAAGAGAAAGUACCGCAGGGCGUCGUCCCGCUACUGCCGCCUCCCCGCCACACACAGACGGGACAGGCGAACCGGACGCCGCACUGCAACCACCCAGCUAUAAGUGAAGGACGGUGAAAGGACAAUCACUAAAGACUUUUGGAGUAUGGCUGGACCAUCAAUCAGAGUGCCUUCACUAUAAAAUGUAGCAAUGCCAGGUAUGACAAAUAGUUAAAAAGUAUCCUCCAUGAAGAUUGCAGUACUGAUUGGGAGGAUCUACCAAAUAUGGAGCUAUGGGACAUGCAGAAACACCACAGGGUCUGUGGGGUAACAGAGCCAGAACUUUCAGUCCUUUGGGAAAUCCGAUGGAGAACUUAAAGGACACAGACUGGAUGAGCUCUUGAACUGUUUCAGAUCAAGUUGAUCAUCUUUUCAAUAGUAUAGCACUUAAAAGUAGCCUCAUUUGUGCCAUAUCUGUCUAUAUUUGUUACUACGUGUAAAUUGCUUAUCACUGCCAGGAGAGAACAGCAAUGACUAUAUGUACAUUUAUUUUGUGAAAUAAAUAUAUGUAUUAAACCAAUUUUUUGUGAUGUCCAGUUCCAAGUAUUAGCAGCACAAAAAUGUGAGCCAAAGGUUUUCAAACAAAUACAUGUUUUAGGUGUGAAAUAAUCCUCAGGUACAGUCAAAAUAAAAUGUAUUUAGUCAGGUAAAACUUACUUCAUUUAACAACAAAAGGUGAUAUAUUAUGUCAAAACAAAGGGAUUGUUUUUUUGCCAUGUUGUUUUUGUGAUUUUCCAGAAUGUGUUAAGGCCCUGCUUAAAAGGUUUGGAUUUGAACUAUUCAACUUUAAUAUUUUAGUUUUCAAAUUCACUCAGGAGGGAGAGUUGUCCUCCUAUAAAGAAAUCAGCAUCUGUUUUUGCAGUCUGUGUAAAGGCAUGCAUGUGAAAGUGUGUAUAAUAAAAAAAAAUCUACUAUAUAUAGUAAAAAAUUACUGUAAUAAUUGUAUAAACAAGAACAUGUAUGUGUGAAGCUGAUGUGUUUUCUUAAAGUUUUAUAUGGAAAGAGUGUGUUUACUUUUAUGCUUUUAUUUUGUAGUCCUAAUAGUGCAAGUGCUGUAGAUGUGUCCUGAUGCAUGCUUUUGAACAGCCGUGACAGUGACCAGUCGUGGCUGGUUUUCACCCCAACUUUUGAUUUGUUUGUGAUUGAUCACUGAACUCCUUUACAAAACUUUGUACCAAAGAAUUUUGAUUUUUUUAUAUAAAUACAAAUAUUCUGCUGUUGGCCAGUAUGCUGUGGUGAUUAUAAAUUUGUGGUGCGAUUACGUUUAAUCAGAAAUGAAUUUGAAACUGUGCCAUAUUCUAGAAUCUUUUACACUAACAACCCAUUUGUCUUGACAGACUAAUAGAAUUCUUCAUUUUUAAUCGUAGAGUAAUCAAAUCCAAAACGGAAAAAAAGGAGUGAUUCACUGUCCAACCACAUGCCAGAGUGGACAGCAAUUUUAUAUUUACUCUUUUGUCAUAUCAAGUGAACACUGCUUGGAUUUUUGAAGUGACUUUAAGAAAAAAAAAAGGUUGAGAUACCCAGUGACCUCAAUAAAAGUGAGCAGUUUGAUUUUAUUUUUUGGCCUUUAGAACUGUCUUAAUCCUCUGUGGCAUAGAUUCAAUAAGGUACUGGAAACAUUCCUCAGAGACUUUGGUCCAUAUUGACAUGAUAGCAUCACAUAGAUUUGUCAGUUGUGCAUCCAUGAUCCCAAUCUCUCAUUCCACCACAUCCCCAAAGGUGCUCUAUUGAAAUUUGGUGACUGAGGAGGCCAUUUAAGUCCAGUGAGCUUAUUGACAUGUUUACGAAACCAGUCUGAGAUGAUUCCAGAUUUAUGACAUGAUGUCUUAUCCUGCUAAGAGUAGCAUCAGAGAAUGUGGUUAUGAAGGGAUGGACAUGGUCAGCAACAAUAGGCGGCGUUGUAACCCAGUAAUCUAGUACUAAGGGGCCUACGGUGUACCAAGAUAAUAUUCCCAACACCACAAUACCACCACCAGUAGCGGUGUAAACUGGCAAGAUGGAUAUACGCUUUCAUGUUGACGCCAAAUUUUGACCCAACAUCCAAAUGUCGCAACACAAAGGAAAAAUCAUUAGACCAGACAACGUUUUUCCAAUCUUCUAUUACCCAAUUUUUUUUCUGUGUGAAUUGUAGCCUCAGCUUUCUGUUCUUAUCUGUCAGGAGUGACACCCCCUGUGGUCUUCUGCCGCUUUAGCCCUUCUUUCUCAAGGUUGGACGUGUUGUGCCUUUGCAGUGACAUGAUAUGAGGUUCACUGCUGGUGAGGUGUUGAUGUCAUCAGUCAGAUUUACAAACAUGAACCUUACAGAGCAGUGUAUUCACCAUCUGAUUGGCAUCAAAGUGUGCUGUUUAAAAUUUCAUUUCAACAUUUUUUUUCUGUACAUAACCUGCAGCAAAAGAAAAUAAAAAUCACCAAAAUUGCUAUUAUUGGCUUACCUUUACCUGUAAAUGAAGUCCAUGUGCCGCUCCUUCUGAAAAAAAAAAAAAAAAAAAA